This is a messenger RNA of Drosophila innubila, 3293 nucleotides long. Its product is annotated as knirps-related protein. The transcript is spliced from 4 exons. Gene Ontology annotation, biological process: regulation of DNA-templated transcription. The record is from RefSeq and is a predicted model, not a curated record. The coding region runs from base 1028 to 3106 and encodes 692 amino acids. Gene Ontology annotation, molecular function: DNA-binding transcription factor activity; zinc ion binding; sequence-specific DNA binding. NCBI's taxonomy places the organism in Eukaryota, Metazoa, Arthropoda, Insecta, Diptera, Drosophilidae.
UGUUUAACAUCAGUCUUUAGUGAUAGCUCGCGCUUCUUGCUCGCACACUCGAAUCGCAUGUCGCACGCUCGUCGCUGCGUCGUCGGCUUUUUUACGAUACAUUGAAACGGAUCGUAGCGUGCGUACCAUAUUUGUUUGCUAUCGGUUAUCGGUUUGAUCAAUUUAUCGGCGCACACUACUCUAAUUCAAAAUUCAUUGACCCAAAUAAAGUCUAAUAACAAUCAUAGUGUAACUGCAAAGAAGUGAAUUACUUUUCACACCUUUUAUACACACACACACUCAAACACACACACACACAGAGAUGAUCGUCAUAAAAAAGAAAACAGAGGCGCGCGCUUGUUCGCCAUUUGCCUGCGUCCAAGUCCAGUCCAAGUGCCUUUUCACCCAAUAAAGGUGUGGCCUAAAGUGACAAUAGCAACAACAACAACUAUAACAACAACAACAGCAGAAGCAGCAGCAACAACAACAACAACAAUUGAACAACUCAAACUGAACAACAAGUCAAAUGUUUCACUAUGUUCUAUAUAAAUUAGACGGCAGCAAAUUGAAAAGUUACACACACUGUAUGUGUUAUAUACACACGAAUACACACUCGUGUGUGUGUGUGUCUCACUUAUCGAGUUGAGAUCGAUAUAGUAUGUGCUUAUUAUAUACUAAAUACAUGUACAUAUGUAUGUGCAACUUGUGCAUGCUUCACGCUCAUCUAAAGUUCUAAAAGUCAAGUGCAAUUUAGCUACGACUAACAACAACAACAACUAACGUUUUAUUGGCGCAAGGUGAAAAAAAUAAACGACACAACUUAAAUGAUUUUUCUAUAAAGAAAACAACAACAACAAAAACAACAAACUACAGUUCAGUGCGCAACGAAAAUUUGUAACUGAAAUACGUGAAAAUUGUUAAACGGAAAAUUCUUUAGUAUACGAGUAUAACGGCAUUUCAUUGGAUUAAGUAAAAUUCUAAGCGCUUUUUUUCGGAGCAGUUCAAAGCACAAUUUGGAGCAGAUAAGCUCCAACUCUAAGCAUUUCCAAUGAUGAAUCAGGAUAAUCCAUAUGCGAUGAAUCAGACGUGCAAGGUCUGUGGCGAACCGGCGGCUGGAUUUCAUUUCGGUGCAUUUACAUGCGAGGGUUGUAAGUCCUUCUUCGGCCGCUCUUACAACAAUCUGUCCUCGAUAUCGGACUGUAAGAAUAAUGGGGAAUGCAUCAUCAAUAAGAAGAAUCGCACCGCCUGCAAGGCGUGUCGCCUGAAGAAGUGUUUGAUGGUGGGCAUGUCGAAGAGUGGAUCACGCUAUGGCCGAAGAUCGAACUGGUUCAAGAUCCAUUGCCUGUUGCAGGAGCAGCAGCAGCAGGCGGUGGCUGCGAUGGCGGCGCACCACAACAAUCAGCAGGCGGGUGGUGCAGGCAAUCCCGGCGGUGCUGGUGGUGCCACAGCCAACGGAUGUGUCAAGUCGAUGGGUGGCAUGCCAGCGUCAUCAGCGGCAGCUGCCGCAUUGGGGAUGCUGGGGCAUGCCACUGGCGGUUAUCCGGGUCUGUAUGCGGCAGGACCGCCGCGCAGCAAGGAGGAGCUGAUGAUGCUGGGACUGGACGGCAGCGGUGAUUACGGGGGCAUUAAGCAUCCGUCGCUGGUGGCCUCACCAUCAGUUAGUUCACCGGAUUCCCACAACUCCGACAGCUCCGUGGAGGUGAGCAGUGUGCGCGGCAACUCGCUGUUGCAACUCGGUGGCAAGCACAAUGCCAGUGGUGCAGCCACAGCGGGUGAGCAAGGCAGCCAAGCAGCAGGAGGAGGAGGCGGAGGCGGAGGCACUGCACCAGGUCGACCGCCACAAUUGCGCAAGGAACUGUCGCCAUUUUUGCCAUUGCCAUUCCCCGGUCUCGCCACAAUGCCAGUGAUGCCACCGCCCGCCUUUUUGCCACCCUCGCAUCUGCUCUUUCCCGGCUAUCAUCCUGCGCUCUACUCCCAUCAUCAGAGUCUUUUGAAGCCCACGCCGGAGCAACAACAACAACAGGCGGCGGUGGCAGCGGCUGCAGUGCAGCAUUUGUUCAACUCUAGCAAUGCGAGUGGACAACGUUUUGGGCCACAGUUGCAUGCCACAUCCUUGCCAUUUGCUGGCCACAACAAAGACGAGGCGGCGGUUAGUCCAAAUCACAACCACAGCAACAACAACAACAACCACAUACUGUCCAACGGCAGCAAAGCGACAACAACAACGACAACAAUGUCAAUGUCCAUGUCAAGUGCGGCGGAUGAGCUGACAAAGCGUUUCUAUUUGGAUGCGGUUCUCAAGUCUCAGCAGCACAGUCCGCCACCACUGGCGACCAAAUUGCCGCCGCAUAGCAAACAGGAUUACUCCAUCUCGGCGCUGGUCACGCCCAACUCGGAGAGUGGGCGGGAGCGUGUGAAGAGCCGGCAGAGCAAUGGCGACGCUGAGGAGGAUGAGGAACGCGAAGAGCCCAGUGAAAAGACCGCUGACGAGGAUGCGGAUCAGGAGGUGGAUGAGGAUGAGGAGGAUCUUGUGGUGUCCAUGACACCGCCACAUUCACCAGCGCAGGAGCAACAACUACUGGAUCAACUGGAGCCGGAGCAGCUGCAUGUGCAGACGGCAGCUCAGGAUAAUCCCAUUGAUCUGAGCAUGAAGACCACAGGCAGCUCCAGCAGCAGCUGCCCGGAUGUGGACACAGAGACCUAUAGUGAUAAUGAGGCAGCUCAAGAGAAUCUCAAGAAAUCAAACAACUCAGACGAGGAGCAGGAGCAGGAGCUGGAACAGGAACAAGAGAAUCCUUCAGAACAGGAAGAUGCUGGAGAAACUGAGCUGGAGGAUAAUAGCACCACGGAAACGGUCAAAACCAGCAUUGAGCAAUCUCACAAACUUAACAACAACAACAACAAUAACAAUAACAGCAGCAACAACAACAACAAUAGCAGCAGCAACAACAACAUCAGCCACACCAGUGAUAACGAGGCAAGCGAUAACCUUAAACGGAAACUGAAUGAACUCAUACAGGAAUCGAAUGCUUCGAAUAACUCAAAGCGUCUGCGUUUGGAUUCACCACCAAAUCUAACCGUUAAAUUGGCCACCUCAACGGCACUCGAUUUAACCACCAAGGUCUGAAAACGAUUAACGAUAGACAUUGUCGACUGUCAGUAAAACAAAAUGGCGACAAUCAGUUUUAUUCGUCAUUUCUUAACACUAUGCAACAAACUUAAGAAAAACCUUUUACCUAGUAGACCUGACUUCCAAAUUUAUAUUUUUAUUUUUAAGUAAUGCAAUUGUUAAAUUCAUUUAUGACUUUCUUAAG